AUGGAUAUCGAGGCUUUCCGCAAAGCAGGCUAUGCGGCGAUUGACAGGAUAUGCGACUACUACUCCACCCUCCAAGGUCGCCCGGUAGUGCCGUCUGUUCAGCCAGGUUUCCUCACCAACGCGCUGCCCACUAGCCCUCCUGAGGUUGGAGAGGAUUUCGAAGUCAUUGCCGACGAUUUCCAGAAGCUCAUCAUUCCGGGCCUCACUCAUUGGCAACAUCCUUCAUUCUUCGCCUUUUUCCCGACCGCAGGCACAUUUGAAAGCAUGCUGGGUGAUCUGCUGUCAAGCAGCGUCAGCAAUCCUGGAUUCAACGCAAGUUCUUCUACGUAUGAUGAUUAA
Molecule: messenger RNA, 339 nt
Organism: Sparassis crispa
Lineage: Eukaryota; Fungi; Basidiomycota; Agaricomycetes; Polyporales; Sparassidaceae
Exons: 4
Coding region: 1-339 (112 amino acids)
Biological process (GO): amino acid metabolic process
Molecular function (GO): pyridoxal phosphate binding; carboxy-lyase activity
Source: RefSeq, a predicted model, not a curated record